CAGUUUUGUGUAUCAAACAAAAUUGUCUCUGAAAAUGAUCCCUUAUCUUCAUUUGUUCAGUCUAUUUUUUGUACUUUCCCUAUAUACUUGUGCUAGUGCAAUCCAUGUGUACUUUCCUAAUAAACCCAUCUUCUGUCUUCCGAGGAAGAACGAGAAAUAGGGUCAGAUUCACUUCCAUGAAUCUAAGCAUCCAUAGAUGAAUUCCAAAUUUCAUAUAGGGAAUAAGACCCAAUUCAUUUCUCAUAUUUGUGGAAUGGAUUUUCUCUUUGGUUCUUCGUUUAUUGCAAUCUAUUAUUUCAUUUCUGCUUCUUUCAUUAGUAAAUCAAUGGCAUCAGAUGGAUAUGUCUCUGUAAUUGGAGACCCUGGGAUGAAGAACGCAAAUGUUAGAGUUGGGUUGGAGGCUUGGAAUUUCUGCAAUGAAGUUGGACAGGAAGCGCCUGACAUGGGGAGCCCUAGGUUGGCGGAUUGUGCAGACUUAUACUGUCCAUUGAUCAAAGAUUCUUUGGGUAAUCACAUUCAUGCUAAAGGAAGCAAAUGUGAAGCACAUCAUAAGGUGAAGGAAUCAGACAAUAGAUUAGGAGCUGGUGAUAAGUUUCCCAUUGCUGAAUUCAUAACAUACAACAACCCUGACCUGUAUGCUGUGGUAAAGGAGCAAUACCUUGCUUACCUUUGUGAGGUACAGGAUUCAGGAGACCCUUGGCACUUUUGGAUGAUUAUGCUCAAGAAUGGGAACUUUGAUACCAAGACUGCACUAUGUCCUGAAAAUGGCAAGAAAGUAAGUCCAAUUAUCACAGACAGAAAGUUUCCCUGUUUUGGCGAGGGGUGUAUGAAUCAGCCACUUGUGUACCACAAUCAGUCAAAGGCUGUUUCUUCUGGUAAUCAAAUGGAAUUUUUGACUGGAGGCUUUUAUGGGACAUAUGAUCUUGAUGCCAAUUUGAGCAAGGGUGUGGGGAAAAAUUCAUACUUCUCAGUGUCAUGGGAUAAGAAUUUGAGCUCAGGAAGUUGGAUUUUCAAACACAGAUUAACAACAUCUUCCAAAUAUCCAUGGCUUAUGUUGUAUCUUCGUGCUGAUGCAACGAAAGGAUUCAAUGGUGGUUAUCACUACAAUGGUCGUGGGAUCAUUAAAAAGCUGCCAGAGUCUCUAAACUUUAAGGUUAGAUUAACACUCGAUGUUAAACAAGGAGGGGGAUCCAAUAGCCAAUUUUAUCUCCUUGACAUAGGAAGUUGCUGGAAGAACAAUGGUGAUCCAUGUGAUGGUGAUGUUCUGACUGAUGUAACUAGAUACAGUGAGAUGAUAAUAAACCCAGAAACAACAAGCUGGUGCCGCCCUAACAGCCUUGCAUCCUGUCCACCAUACCACAUUAGCCAAAGUGGAGAGAAGAUUUACAGAAAUGAUACAUCCCGGUUCCCAUAUUCCGCUUAUCAUCUCUAUUGCAGCCCUGGAAAUGCAAAGUAUUUGGAGAAGCCAUUUGAUAUUUGUGACCCAUAUAGCAAUCCCCAGGCACAGGAGCUGGUGCAAAUUCUUCCACACCCUGAAUGGGCUGUGCAUGGUUAUCCUGCAAAGAAGGGAGAUGGAUGGAUUGGGGAUUCUAGGACUUGGGAGCUUGAUGUCGGGCUUCUCUCCAGUCGGUUAUACUUCUACCAGGAUCCAGGAACAAAACCAGCAAGGCGUUUCUGGUAUUCAAUUAAUGUUGGUACAGAAAUAUAUGUUAGCCACACAGAACAGACAGCAGAAUGGACUGUAAGUGAUUUUGAUAUAUUGGUUCCAGAAGAUGCUGGUGGUGCUUAGUAACCAGAAAAUUGGUUCUUUACAUGAAGUAUACGUUGUUUCAAUCCUGUUACCUUAUAAUAUGAAUCUGCCCAAGUAUGCCUGCGUCUUUGGUUAAAAGUAGAGAAUUUAUAGCUGAGAAAUAUUAUCAGCUUUUUCCACCAUUUAAGUAAAUUAUCUAAGGCAAGGUUGAAUUAUACAGGCCUGCUUUUUUUUCUCUGUCUUUGAGAAUAGAGGAUCCCAUGUUUAAUGAUGUAUCCUACCUAUGGACAAAGCUAAGUUUCUUUCUUUUUCUUUUUGUUAAAUUAUUAUUGUUUAUAGUACCCAAAAGAACAAAGAAAAAAAAUUGGUAUCAUGUGCAAUUUCCAAAACUGUAACUGAACUGGGAUGGAUGUCCAGUUAAACACUCCAAUCUGUCUCCAGGAUGACCUUGUCAUACUCGUAUUUAGUUUACAU
Molecule: messenger RNA, 2224 nt
Organism: Telopea speciosissima
Lineage: Eukaryota; Viridiplantae; Streptophyta; Magnoliopsida; Proteales; Proteaceae
Exons: 4
Coding region: 197-1789 (530 amino acids)
Source: RefSeq, a predicted model, not a curated record